Lemur catta (Ring-tailed lemur) is the source of this 2588-nucleotide messenger RNA. It is a transcript of the gene MELTF, whose product is annotated as melanotransferrin. The transcript is spliced from 16 exons. The coding region runs from base 120 to 2339 and encodes 739 amino acids. Gene Ontology annotation, cellular component: extracellular region; plasma membrane; early endosome. The record is from RefSeq and is a predicted model, not a curated record. Gene Ontology annotation, biological process: iron ion transport. Lineage: Eukaryota; Metazoa; Chordata; Mammalia; Primates; Lemuridae.
GCACUUAAGUAGCUGCGGGCCGGGGCGAGGAAGGAAGGAGGGAGAAAGAUCCGGCGGCUGCCGACCCGCUCAGACGCGGACGCACAGCCGACCUGCCCGCACCAGCCCUCGACGGCGCCAUGCGGGGCUCCAGCGUGACUCUGUGGCUCUUCCUGGCUCUGCGCACCGUGCUCGGCGGCAUGGAGGUGCGGUGGUGCACCACCUCAGACCCAGAGCAGCAGAAAUGCAGCGACAUGAGCAAGGCCUUCCAGGAAGCGGGUAUCCAGCCCUCCCUCCUCUGCGUCCAGGGCACCUCGACGGACCACUGCAUCCAGCUCAUCACGGCCCAGGAGGCCGAUGCUAUCACCCUGGACGGAGGAGCCAUUUACGAGGCAGGGAAGGAGCAUGGCCUGAAGCCCGUGGUGGGCGAAGUGUAUGAUCAAGAGGUUGGUACCUCCUAUUACGCGGUGGCUGUGGUCAAGAGGAGCUCCCACGUGACCAUCAACACCCUGAAAGGCGUGAAGUCCUGCCACACGGGCAUCAACCGCACGGUUGGCUGGAACGUGCCUGUGGGCUACCUGGUGGAGAGCGGCCGCCUCUCGGUGAUGGGCUGCGACGUGCUCAAAGCUGUCAGCGACUAUUUUGGGGGCAGCUGCGUCCCAGGGGCAGGAGAGACCAGUUACUCGGAGUCCCUCUGUCGCCUCUGCAGGGGUGACACCUCUGGGGAAGGGGUGUGUGACAAGAGCCCCCUGGAGAGAUACUACGACUACAGCGGGGCCUUCCGGUGCCUGGCGGAAGGGGCAGGGGAUGUGGCCUUUGUGAAGCACAGCACGGUGCUGGAGAACACCGAUGGGAAAACCCUGCCCUCCUGGGACCAGGAGCUGCUGUCACAGGACUUUGAGCUGCUAUGCCGGGAUGGCAGCCGGGCUGACGUCACCGAGUGGAGGCAAUGCCACCUGGCCCGGGUUCCUGCUCAUGCCGUGGUGGUCCGGGCUGACACAGAUGGGGGCCUUAUCUUCCGGCUGCUCAACGAAGGCCAGCGUCUGUUCAGCCACGAGGGCAGCAGCUUCCAGAUGUUCAGCUCUGGGGCCUACGGCCGGAAGGACCUGCUGUUCAAGGACUCCACCUCGGAGCUCGUGCCCAUCGCCACACAGACCUACGAGGCCUGGCUGGGCCGCGAGUACCUGCAUGCCAUGAAGGGUCUGCUCUGUGACCCCAACCGGCUGCCCCACUACCUGCGCUGGUGUGUGCUGUCUACUCCCGAGAUCCAGAAGUGUGGAGACAUGGCUGUGGCCUUCGGCCGGCAGAGGCUCAAGCCCGAGAUCCAGUGUGUGUCAGCGGAGUCCCCCCAGCACUGCAUGGAGCAGAUCCAGGCCGGGCAUAUUGACGCUGUGACCCUGAGGGGCGAGGACAUUUACGCGGCGGGGAAGACAUACGGCCUGGUUCCCGCGGCCGGGGAGCAGUAUGCCCCGGAGGACAGGAGCAACUCAUACUUCGUGGUGGCCGUGGUGCGGCGGGAUAGCUCCCACGCCUUCCCCUUGGACGAGCUCCGCGGCAAGCGCUCCUGCCACUCGGGCUUUGGCAGCCCUGCGGGCUGGGACAUCCCCGUGGGUGCCCUCAUCCAGAGAGGCUUCAUCUGGCCCAAGGACUGCGACAUCCUCACAGCCGUGAGCGAGUUCUUCAACGCCAGCUGCGUGCCCGUGAACAACCCCAAGAGCUACCCACCCUCACUGUGCGCACUCUGCGUGGGGGACGAGCAGGGCCGCAACAAGUGCGUGGGCAACAGCCAGGAGAGGUACUACGGCGACAGCGGCGCCUUCAGGUGCCUGGUGGAGAAUGCAGGUGAUGUCGCCUUUGUCAGGCACACGACCGUCUUUGACAACACAAAUGGCCACAAUUCUGAGCCCUGGGCUGCCGACCUCAAGUCGGAGGACUAUGAGCUGCUAUGUCCCAAUGGGGCACGGGCUGAGCUGUCCCAGUUUGCAGCCUGCAACCUGGCACAGAUACCGCCCCAUGCUGUCAUGGUCCGGCCGGACACCAACAUCUUCACUGUGUUUGGACUGCUGGACAAGGCCCAGGACCUGUUUGGAGACGACCACAAUACGAACGGGUUCAAAAUGUUCGAUUCCUCCAACUAUCACGGCCAAGACCUGCUUUUCAAGGAUGCCACGGUUCGGGCGGUGCCUGUAGGGGAGAAAACCACCUACCGCGACUGGCUGGGGCCCAACUACGUGGCAGCUCUGGAAGGGAUGCUGUCUCAGCAGUGCACGGGAGCAGCGGUCGCUGCCCCCGGGCGCCCCCUGCUGCUGCUGCUGCUCCCGCCGGCCCUGGCUGCUGGCCUCCUCGGGCCGGCGCCCUGAGCGCUUCCGGGCCUGCCUCGCCCGCGCUCGGGCGGAGCCAGUUCCGCUGGGAAGGUCGUUUAACACCCGCGACAGGACAGGGCCCGUCAGCAACCUCAGAGCGCCCCGGGUCUCCGCCCCGGCCCGAGAAGUUUCUCUGAUUGCUUCGCAGCGGAAUAAAGAUGAUGCUCGGAAAAGUCCCCCGACCUUGAGCUGGGCGGGCGCCGGCGCCUCCUGCGGGAGCCCCGCCGCCCACGGCCACCACCUGGC